GAACGGGUCUUUCAGCCGUCACUCUUCCUUCUGCCAGCUAGACUGCUCCUACUAGGGAGAAGACUAUGUGCUUAUCUCGCAUGGCUAGGCCAGCUGAUGUGAUAGUUCAACGCCAUGCCUCCUGUAUGCACAUACAUGGCGUACCCCAGAAAAACGCGAGCCGAGCCAACACGUAUCAAUAUAAGGGCUGUUCAGCCAGCUGCACCUCCAACGUCACGCGUAUCCUUCCCGCAGCUCGUAAAAAAAGCCGCCAGUGCCGCACCCCGGAUUUCAUGUAUAUGCAUCCAGCAUCAUGGUUGUUUGAGAAAGGAGCAUCAUCCACGCACUUGGAGAUGCAAGGAGAGAGUAUAAUCCCGGCCACCCGUCUAGUACAAGUACCGCUACAAAUGUCCUUCUCCCGGAGGCAAUGCCUAUACAACCAGUAGUAUACUACUAGAAUUAGGAGGGCAACAAUGCGUAUACGCGGGAUCACUAGCUUACAAGGCCCAAACACCAUCGAUUGGUAGAACCGUCUUUUAGCCAGAAAAGAUGGUGAUGUUACUCCAAUGCAAGCCACUACAGGGUAAGGUCGAGUGUGUGUGAGAAAAGAGUUGGGGACUAGCGGUCAAGAGACUACCUACGAGAAACGGGAACUUGGACCUUUGCCGUUGGCCUAUGGCUGCAAGAGCUCACCGAUCUGCUUGUUGGAUUCGAUUUAGCGCCAGUCUUGUCCUCCCCAUGCGAUCCGUCCAAGGUUUCGGGUCUGUUGCCCUUCGCUCCCUCCAUCCAAUCCUCCAAUCCACGACAGGUAAAAAGCUCAAUACUGUACGGAGUACUCCGUAGCUACAACCUUGUAUAUCAGACUUUUUGCCUUGUCUCCCAUGCUCUCUCCUUGUUUGCGUCCCAGCUCAUCGGUCAGUUCAUGUUAUGCUGUGCUUUGACCGAUAUCCCAGGGCUCCUUAUCACGACCUGCCGCACUCAGCUAGGGUCAUGACGUCUUGUAUCUGUCAUGAGAAAGUUAUCGUCAGCAGAAAGAGGAGCCCCCUUGCUCCGAAAAAAAGAGCUCCGUAAGCCAGACCCCCAUCAAAAAAAAAAAAAAGGAACGGCUGGUAAUAAAAAAACGGGAGAGAGAAAUGAGCAUUGAAAAAGAAGGUAAAAAGCAAAGUCCGAAAUCCCCUUCCGCGAAACUACCACAUCCUGCCAGCAAUA
Messenger RNA from Trichoderma atroviride IMI 206040, 1188 nucleotides. The record is from RefSeq and is a predicted model, not a curated record. NCBI's taxonomy places the organism in Eukaryota, Fungi, Ascomycota, Sordariomycetes, Hypocreales, Hypocreaceae.